Penicillium nucicola is the source of this 630-nucleotide messenger RNA. RefSeq lists its product as uncharacterized. NCBI's taxonomy places the organism in Eukaryota, Fungi, Ascomycota, Eurotiomycetes, Eurotiales, Aspergillaceae. The record is from RefSeq and is a predicted model, not a curated record. The transcript has 3 exons. The coding region runs from base 1 to 630 and encodes 209 amino acids.
AUGUCGGUUCCUUUAACCAAAGUCGAUUCUGCCAUCGCUGGCUUGUCCAUAGCGGAUGAGAAGCCUGCUUCCACUGAGCAAGAGGUCAAGAAAGGCCCCAAGAAAGAUCAUAGGCGGGCUUCCUCGACGGCAGAAGGCGUCUACAACAUCAAGGACCUUGGUGAGAGACUCUGUCAUCCACCAAACUACACAGUUACUGAUAACUUGAUAGAAGAAAAAGGCAUCGAGAUCACUCUUCCCAUCGAAACACAAAAGACGGGAUGGAAACUCAACACCUCCCCCAACUCCAUCGAGGACAAGGAUAUCCUCAAACUACAACUCAUCAACCCCCCGGUCAAGAAGAUUGACCUACACUUUCCCUUAGGGCUGGAGGUCACGGCUCGGAAUUCAAAGGGCGUAACAAUCAAGGAUGCAAUGGAUGCCAUCCAUAAACAAUUCAAGAAGAAGGCAAGUAAUCCUCCUCGACCAAACCAAGAACGUGCGGAUGACGAACUGGACAAGCCCUACCUCGCUGGUUUCGAGUGGGACAAGGAUGAGUGCUGGACACGUCUGAUUGUGCACCAGAAGAGCACAGGACCGGCACAACAGCCAAGCAAGAAGUCCAAGAAGAAGAGCAAGGACGAGGCAUAG